UGAAUUCCGCAAUGCACUCCAGUGGAACAACAACUAAAUUCUCGCGUGUGUCUUGGCAUUGUCCUUUGAAUGAAAACAAUAAUGGUGAUUGCGAACCUACCCUUAAAACCAUGCAAGACCUGGUUACUCUGAGUCUUCUCGAGUGAAGCGAUGCACAGUCAUGAACAGGAGUCAUCAUGUAGUCAUUCAAUAUAAGCGUCGUAGACCUCUAAGCAGAGUUCAGAGUGAAAAUUUAUCCCAGAGUAGACUCUUUCUUGGCUAAAAUGUCUGCUAAUGGUAGCACCAAAGCCAGCAUGGAAAACGACAUGUCUCUGCCAUUUGACACUCUCGAGAGAAAUGAAACUGCUGACGAAGCCGACGAAGCAGAAGAUGACAUGGCUCACAAGUAUAUCCGAGUAGAGCACGAAACCGACCCGAGGGACCUUCUAACGCUUCUCACGAAGCAAUGGGGGCUGAGCUUACCAAAGCUGCUGAUAUCAGUGACUGGCGGGGCAAAGAGCUUCGUACUUCAUCCAAAGCUGAAGCAAGUUCUUAGGCAGGGACUACUCAAGGCUGCGAGGACCACGGGUGCCUGGAUCCUGACGGGAGGCACAAAUACGGGGGUUAUGAAGCACGUGGGUGAAGCAGUGCGAGGCCAGAUGCUGACGUCACAUCUCAAUAAAUACCAGCAAAACCAGUUAUACCUGAUAGGCAUAGCAACAUGGGGAAUCGUGGAUCACAAAGAGACGUUACAAGAAAAAAAGGAUACAGUGACGUAUCACAUGACGUCAAGCAUGACGUCGGCCGGAGCAUGUUUGGACAAUAACCACUCUCACUUCAUUCUCGUGGAUGAUGGAACUGAGGGAAAAUAUGGCGGGGAGAUCGCCCUGCGCGCCUCCCUCGAAAACUGCAUCUCCAAGCAAAGGAUUUCGCAAAAGUCUCAGGUUGUCCCUGUGGUUCUACUGGUGCUUGAGGGAGGUAUGAAUACGAUCCGUACCGUCCUGGAGUCCGUGACUAGGAGUCCGGCUGUUCCAGUGGUCAUCGCUGAGGGAAGUGGGCGCGCGGCGGAUAUUUUGUCGUAUGCGCAGAGGUUCAUAGUACAGGACAAGAGCAGCGAAGUAGAAAUGACGGACCUUGUUGACAUUGUGGAGCACCGGAAGUUACUAAUGAAAAUUGAGACGGCGUUCCCAGAAGCGGACGACGACAAAAAGCUCGAGCUCUAUCGGGAAGUCCUGCAAUGUGUUUGCAACAAGCAAUAUAUAACCAUCUUUCGGGUUGACGAAGAAGGAGUAGACAUUGACAGAGCAAUCCUUCGCGCACUCCUCAAAGCUCAGCAUGCUUCUGCCGCUGACCAGUUGAGUCUUGCACUUGUUUGGAACCGCGUUGACAUCGCAAAGUCAGAAAUCUUUGUCGAAGGACAGAAGUGGGAGGUAGAGGAUUUAAAUAGUGCAAUGAUGGACGCCCUUCUCAACAACAGAGUCGAGUUCGUCAAACUUCUCCUUGAGAACGGUGUGAGCAUGGGGCAGUUCCUUACUCCCGAGCGACUCUUGGCGUUAUACAGAGGGAGGGCAAAAUCCAGUUACUCUUUCCAGCAAAUGAUUGGUGAAGACAAAAUAAGAAACGGGUUCUCGCUAGAGGAUGUGAACAAUCUCAUCGGAAGAAUGCUUGGAGGCGUUUAUACAGGAUGCAGUGGGCAAACGUCUUCACUAAUGACGGGCCUGGAUGUGACAAGUCACCUCGGAAUGUUCAUCAACGAGAGACCAAAGUUCAUGGCCGAGCACUGCGACUAUCCCUUCAACGAGCUGCUCAUAUGGGCGGUGCUGUGCAAGAUGCAGAAGAUGGCGCUGUUUCUAUGGGAACGAGGGGAGCACGCCCUUGCUAAGGCUCUGCUGGCGUCGCGCAUCUACAUGGAGAUGGCCGAGAGGAUCUCACAUGACGAGAUGAAGACGGAUGUGUUGGCCAAGGUGGAGUGCAACGUCAGCGAGUUCAAGCAAGUUGCGCUGGACCUCUUGAAUGAAUGUUUCCAUGCCAACGAGCGUGCUGCUCAAAAGCUGCUGACCUAUCACCUGGACAUCUACUGCGGGCACACAUGCCUGACGCUAGCAGUGGCCACGGAGCACAAAGAGUUCGUCGCACACACCUGUUGCCAGGGGUUACUGACCGAGAUCUGGAUGGGAGCGAUGCGUAGCGCCAACAUGCGAUCAAUGAAGAUUCUGCUCGGAAUCCUGGUCCCCCCAUUUAUCUUCAAUGUAGAGUUCAAGACACGAAAGGAGCUAUCACAGCUCCCCGUAACCAUCGUGGAGCACAUGCAGGAGCUUGGAGCGGAUAGCGAGUCGGAGGAGGACGAGUUCGCUUCACCUUGGAAGAGAAGGCAGAGUAAGAAGAGUCUGAGUACUUUCGACCGAGAAAGAUUGGAGUCCACGGCCCCGAGCCGACCUACAAGUCCGUCCAGUCCUCGCUCGGAUAUUGAUCACGAGACAAAAAGCCGGAGAUUGGGGCUGGGUCGGAGAAUUCUGGAGUUCUAUCGUGCUCCCAUCACAAAGUUCUGGGCAAAUGUGAUUGCUUACUUCAUGUUCCUGAUACUGUUCAGCUUUGUGGUUCUCGUCAAGCAGCCGAGUAAUCCAUACAUCUCAGAGAUCGUACUCAUCGUCUUCGUGUUCACCCUCUGUACCGAGGAAAUUCGGCAGAUCUUUCAGUCAGACUCAUCCGCUUCUGACAACAGAUUCAAGGCGUGGGCCUCCAGCAAAUGGAACAUCUGUGACGGGGUCGCUGUGGUUCUUUUCUUUGUGGGCCUGGGACUGAGGCUUAACUCUUCUACCUUCAAUGCUGGCCAUAUCAUCUACUGCCUCGACAUCAUGCUGUGGAUUAUUCGGCUGCUGGAUAUUUUCUCAGUGAGCCAACAUCUCGGUCCGUAUGUCGUCAUGAUUGGCCGAAUGACGGUGGAUAUGAUUUACUUCCUCCUCAUUAUGGUCAUCUUCUUGCUGGCGUACGGCGUGGCUCAGCAGGCGAUACUGUUCCCGAACCAGCCCCCAUCAUGGGCCAUUAUCUCGCAUAUCUUCUUCAGACCUUACUUCCAGAUCUACGGCGAGCUUUUUAUCACUGACCCCAUUCAGCUUGAUAAUCGCACUACAGCGUUCAGUACGCCCGCGUUCGAUGCGUACAGCGGUACCAUCACCACGUGCAUCUUGGCAUUCUACAUCCUUGUCGCCAACAUUCUUUUGCUGAACCUACUCAUCGCUAUCUUCAACAACACGUUCUCUGAUGUACAGGCGAACUCUAAUCAGAUCUGGAAGUUCCGUCGCUUUGAGCUCGUCAUGGAAUACGUGGAGAGACCUGUUCUCGUCCCGCCUCUGAUCUUCUUCAAUCACGUGAUCGAGAUGUUUGUUGGUAUCUCGCAGAUGAUCCGGUCUGCUCGAAAAGGAUCGAAGUCCAGGGCCGACCACAGACUGAAGCUGUUUCUUAACAAAGAGGAACUUCAGAAGCUAAUGAUGUUUGAGGAGCACUGCAUGUAUAUGUUCUUACACCACAAGGAUACCUUGUUCAACGCCACCUCGGAGGAACGCGUGCGCCUCAUGGGAAACAGAAUUGAGAGUGUGAUCUCGCAGCUGGAAGAGCUUGAUAAGGACUCGUUUACGCGCGAUACCACGGCAGCCAAGACGAUGAGCGCGAUGGACUCGCGACUCAACCGCCUCGAAAAGAACACCAAAGCCAUCCUGAAGAUGUUGUCCACACUGCAUGACGUUAGCCCGGAGCACUAUGGAGCCCCACGCGGGGACUCGUCGGACGAAGAAGGGGGACCGGGAGACGUUUCGAUGAGUUCUUCCAUUCUGAGUCACUUCUCGAGGAAGCAAUCAGCUAAAUCAGCCAGUGGAAGCACUUCCGCUGCUUCAGAUGACCAAAGCCCAAGACAGAGUAAAGGGGCCAGGCACUUCCGUGGACUUCCCUCUGUUGAUGAGAAAGAGGAUAUCGAAGAUACCUUUAUCCCUUCUCCACCGAAACCCACUUCGCAACAGUCCGCUGACCACCUUAUUUCGUUAUCCACCUCUAAACCGAGAUUUUACCCAAUGAGUGAAGUAGAACGGUUUGAAGUCCCGGAUGAUCACGUGGACUGGAAGGUCGCCUUUCCAGGUUACAAUCCCCCUCAUCCCGACAUAUCCAGCCAUCCAGCCGAGGACGUCCUUCUGCUUCGAUUCAAUGAGAUUGAUGGGUUCGUCGACCGGCGCAGUCACAUGGGCACCUAUGACGUCAUUAACGGGUUACCAAGGAAUCCGCGAGGUCGUACUGGGUUUUCUGGCAGGGGGGCCUUUGCACACUGGGGGCCGAAUCACACCGCAACGUUUGUCAUCACUCGCUUGAAACUUAAUCCCAGCGACGGACAUAUCGUCGAGGAGAACGACCAAGUUGUUUGGGAGUUUCUCGCGGUCAAGGAGGCAGACGAAACUUCAUGGCGACUACCUGAGGGAGAGAUGAAAGUAACAGACUACAUACCAGAGCAAAUCAUCGAAGACCUCUUGUCCUUGGCAAAAGAAUCCAUUCUGGAACUCAGCAACGGGUCUCUUAACCUGCACGAAACCCUCCAGCACUUAUGCGAGACGUGUGGACAGAGGGUUAAGUUGUACAGCGGUUACGUCGAUGACCCACGAAACACGGACAAUGCCUGGCUUGAGACAAACGUGGUCCACUUCCAUGAUGAAUUCAGGGAAGGACUGGGGAGACUACAUCAAAGGCUUCCACAUGAUGACAGUAAAAGUCUCACGUGGAUGAAGCUGACCCACCAGGCCAACAUAUCAGCCUACCAUCUGAAUCUAUUGCAGAAAGUUUCACAGCAGAACGACGUGUUCUUCUAAUGAUUACCAAACACGACUUGAGAUCCUACAGACUUUGAAAAGAAAUAGCCCACAGCAAACAGCACCAUCAUCGCUGUUCGCACGAGGCUUGAAUGAGGGCUGUAUAACGUGUGAAAUAAAAAUGAGAAUUCAAACCUG
Molecule: messenger RNA, 4964 nt
Organism: Nematostella vectensis (starlet sea anemone)
Lineage: Eukaryota; Metazoa; Cnidaria; Anthozoa; Actiniaria; Edwardsiidae
Product: transient receptor potential cation channel subfamily M member 7
Exons: 31
Coding region: 264-4826 (1520 amino acids)
Biological process (GO): monoatomic cation transmembrane transport
Cellular component (GO): membrane
Molecular function (GO): monoatomic cation channel activity
Source: RefSeq, a predicted model, not a curated record